ACACACAGGCCAAAUGACUGAGCCAACCUCAGUUUAGUUUGUAGACUAGUUGUGAUAUGGCUUUCUGGGAGACGUAGUCUGGCUCGACAGCAUUCCAUUCAACAGUAACUAUGUUGGCUACACAGAUGGGACUUUCUUUUUAGGGCUUAUCUAAAAAACUCUACUGUGGAAAAUGAAUUCAUCUUUGUAAGAUGUCCCUGGUAGCCAUGUCAGCCCCCCGGUCAUCUGUGUUUACAUUUGAGUCGACAGUGCACUCCUGUCAUGUGCUGCGUUGCCUGGAUGACCAGCGGCAGCGGGACAUGUUGUGUGAUGUUACGGUAGUGGUAGAGGGCCUGAAUUUCAGGGCUCACCGCUCAGUGCUAGUUUCCUGUAGUGAGUACUUCACACACAGGAUUUCCUCCCACACACAACAUGGAGCGGUCAUACUCUGCCAGAGGAGGUGACAGUCGCCGGCUUGAACCAUUGCUGAAAUUUGCUACCACAUCCAAACUCCUCUUCAGUAAAGCUAUGUCUUAGAAAUACGAAACUCAGCUUCCAUCCUCGGUUUUAGGGACCUAGACAAGGCUGUUUCGAUUUCCUCCUCCCGAGUUCUCCCCAGCAACAGAGGUUUCGCCCCUUGCCCGAGAAGACCUGCUGUAAGAAGAGAUGCAAGAGGCAGCAGUCAAAGGAGGACUGGUGGCACUGAUAAUGAUGACAUAUUGCUGAAUGAAAGGAAGUAAAACCAGUAGCUGAUGCACCAUCUGAGCAGGAAGUGAACAGUCAAACGGAUGUAAGAGCAGCACAGGCACUCACCACUGUGCUGACACACAGUCUGAGGGGACAAAUGGUAAUUUCCUACAGUGUCCAAAGUAUCGCAAGUUCCAGCUGGCUUGUGGGAAGGAAACAUGUAGCACAGAGAAAAGGCUUACCCAGCCAGUAUCGGUAAUUGAGGAUGCCUGCUCUCUGUCUUGCCUGCCAUGUUCCAGCAAUGGGGACAGUAAGAAUGAAACGAAGCUGAGUCGCCCCGGACAAAGUCUGUCAGAUCCAGACAGUCAGGAUGAGGGUGCGGAUGAUGAGCCAUUUAAAACAGAAUCAAAUGCUAUGAAAAUAGAGAGAGAUGUGGUUAGCGGAGAAACUGAUAAGAUUAAGAGAAACACAGAUAAAAGGGAGGGAAAAGGGGAUAAGGAGGGAAGAGAGAUAGAUUGCGUGAAGACUCAGGAAGAGAUGAAUCACAUAACUGGAGUCAGCUCUUCUUGUGUCAUGGCUCCGCUCACAAAGCGAUCCAGCGUCAAGGGAGUCUCCUUAGAGCCGAGAACAGCGCUGGGUGAAAGGUCAUCGGGGUUAAUAUUGCACCAUUGCCCCCUAAAGGCCUUUGGUGAGGGCUCUGCAGUCACAGGGUCAGUGAGUCAAGAGACGUUUGUUAUGGACAUUACAGAGGACAAGAAACCAAGGGACACUGAUGUGCUAGGGCCAGCAUCCAUUUUUCAAAAGGCAAAGAGAGAAGUAGGAGGUGAAAAGAAGCAGGUAAAAGUGGAGAUGGACUCUGGCUGGCAAGGAGGAGAAAGAUGUGGAGGAAGCAUGGAGAAUGGAGAAAUAGAGACAAGAGGCAACGGGAGGAGCCGUGUGGAAAGAGAGGUGGCCGAGCACCUGGCGAAGCGGCUGGGGUUAGACACAGCUUCCCCCUCACCUGUGUCACAGGACCCUGACACAAGUUCUGCUUGUGAUCCUGGGAUGAAAGGCCCACCCUUAGACUGGCUGAAGCUUCAUGUCAACUUCAGCUCCGCUUCCUCUGACUGCCCCUUUCUUCAAAAUCUGGACCAAAGCAAAAGCGCAUGGAGAGGGGCACGGGAAGUCAAGAUGUCUGCGUGUGACGGGGGGUCUCAGUCUGGGAAGAGCCCCGCCAUGUCGUCUCUGAACUCAGGGGAGGACGGAGACUCAGAAACAGAAACAGAGGGAGACAGCGAGUCCUACACGACAGAGAGGGCCAGACAGGUGCAGCUGCCAUUCUCUGUAGACUGGAUAGUGGAUCUGAACAGGAAUGACUUCCAGCAGCUGUUGAAACAGCAAAGCCUGACGCGUGAACAGCUCGAUUUUGUGCACGAUAUGAGAAGACGCAGCAAGAACCGCAUCGCAGCUCAGCGCUGCCGCAAGAGGAAACUGGACUGCAUAUACAACCUGCAGUGUGAAAUCAACAAACUGAAGACAGAGAGGGAGAAACUGAUUGCAGAGAGGAGCCAGCUGAGCCACCUGAAGUCAAAAGCAUGUCACAGUGUCUCUGCCUUAUGCCAGAAGGUCUGCAGUGAGGCCAACCUGCAACCAGAGCAGCUUCAGGUGUUAGCCAAAUACACCUCCCCCGAGUGCCCUCUCUCCUCUUGUUUCCCACACACAGACUCAGUUCUCUCCCAGCCUGGGGUGCCACUCCACUCCCAGGUUCCACUGCUGGCCUGCUCCUCAGGCCUGGAUAGUUAUAAAGCAUCUCUUGGGCCUUCAUCUAGUUCCAGGAAGGACACAGUUACAGGGGACGAUCAACUCUCGGGUGAUGGGACAGCCCCGUAGAUACACAUCCACACUCAGAUGACUUGCGCAACAGCUACAAGAUAGUGGAGCCUGAGGUUAUGAUGUCAAACUGAUUAUUAAAACAAAACAUCACUGUGUGGACUGUGAGUGGAGACGGCGGUGCAAAGCAGUGUGUGAUCUGAUCCUAACUCACCUAACCCUAACCAUACCAUGUGUUCAUACUGAGAAGGCAGUAUAAAUACAGCUAAAAUUACUUUAAGUUAUAGAUUUUACUCAUAACUGAAGGUUUAUUUUGUGAGGUCAGAGAAAUACAUGUCCUGCAUUCAAAACCAUUCCAUUCAUUUUUUAUUAAUCACAAGCCUUUUAUGACCUCAGGAAGCUUUUCUUUUAACCUUUGCAGAUGGCCUAGCACAGCUUGUUUAACAUUUAACUAGGAACGCUAAUGUCAGCUGUGGUGCAGUCAAGGUGCAAGUUUAAAAUGUAAAAGUUUUAGCUGUCAGACAGUCACAGCUUGGAAACACUGGCCUGUUUCUGGUGAAACGUCGCUGGCUGGCAGUUCAGAAUGCAAAACAAUUCAUCCUUGGUUAAUAUGGGAUUUUUUUUUUUUUUUU
Molecule: messenger RNA, 3107 nt
Organism: Myripristis murdjan (pinecone soldierfish)
Lineage: Eukaryota; Metazoa; Chordata; Actinopteri; Holocentriformes; Holocentridae
Product: transcription regulator protein BACH1-like
Exons: 5
Coding region: 1081-2535 (484 amino acids)
Biological process (GO): regulation of transcription by RNA polymerase II
Cellular component (GO): nucleus
Molecular function (GO): RNA polymerase II cis-regulatory region sequence-specific DNA binding; DNA-binding transcription factor activity, RNA polymerase II-specific
Source: RefSeq, a predicted model, not a curated record